AUGAAGGCAGCAUUUGAUGCGGGUAUUCCCAUCGCUGUUGCAGCUGGUAAUGAGAAAGAAGAUACUGUUAACGUGGUUCCAUGCAAAUACACAGAAUCAAGCGUCUGUGUGGCAUCCUCCGACAUUGACUACAAGUUCUCUACAAGUUUUUCCAAUUUCGGUAGGGAGGUCAAGAUGAUUGCUCCUGGAAGUGAGAUUUCAUCUGCCUCCAUCAAAAGCAACAAGGCUUAUACUUGGAAGUAUGGUACAAGCAUGGCCGCCCCUUGCGUCGCUGGUGCCAUGGCCAUCUACGUAUCUUUUGAGAUAAUUGAUAGCGAUGUGAACAAGGUUUACGAUCGCCUCGUUAAGAACCAGCUCGUUGGAAUCAUUUCAGACGUCCCGUCGGACCCCCCAACCGCCAACAACUUUGUCAACAGUGGCAUCAACUCUGUCCUCAAGCACCAACACGAGCCUUACUAUAGCGCGCUCUCAAUUGAUCAUCCACCUGGCGAAGCCUCUACCAAUUCAGAUGAAAGCCGACAAGGUCCCAAGGACUGGGAAGAGGACCCUGAUGCUGGCCCCGGGAUCAAAGCUGUUGGCGUUGAGAACAGUGAGCCUGAUGCUGUCGUGGUUGUCACAGAGGUGUAUACCGCUCCUGUUGAGACAGUUGGCCCUGAUCCCGCCUCCGCGGAUGACGUUGGCUAUGAGGGAGACGAUAUCAGUAUCAAUGAGUCGCCUCCGCCUGAAACACUCGAGUGCGCUCCCACCGACACCAACGGCCCAGUCAUGGCCUACAAAUCCCUCAAAUCAUUUGCGAAUGAAUGGUGUGACUCUUUAAACCGGGGAAUCGUCAAUCAAAACAACCUGCGCCAAGAGCAAGUCAAAUCAUUUGGCAGUUCCACCACUGGAUCAAAGCUCACUGAUCUUGUUUUCAGCGCUGAAUGGAUCGAGGAUGUUGUGGGAGACUGUCCUAAUAGAACUAGAGGCACGGAGCCAAAGCAUUGUAAGAAGGCCAUGCUCGAGAUACUGGACAAGUGUGGCAGUAAAGACGGGAUGGAAGACGGGGCACCGAGGUAUGGUGGCAGACAGCAGGGGGACGAGCAGUGUGUGAUUUACAAGAUUGAGAUUGUCGAUAAGGGAGUUCAAACGAGAAAGAGAGGCCAGAGCAGGGCUUAG
Fusarium graminearum PH-1 is the source of this 1155-nucleotide messenger RNA. RefSeq lists its product as uncharacterized. The transcript has a single exon. Gene Ontology annotation, biological process: proteolysis. Bases 1 to 1155 code for a protein of 384 amino acids. The record is from RefSeq and is a predicted model, not a curated record. Gene Ontology annotation, molecular function: serine-type endopeptidase activity. NCBI's taxonomy places the organism in Eukaryota, Fungi, Ascomycota, Sordariomycetes, Hypocreales, Nectriaceae.